Molecule: messenger RNA, 701 nt
Organism: Gavia stellata (red-throated loon)
Lineage: Eukaryota; Metazoa; Chordata; Aves; Gaviiformes; Gaviidae
Product: heat shock protein 30C-like
Exons: 1
Coding region: 93-701 (202 amino acids)
Biological process (GO): protein refolding; response to heat
Molecular function (GO): protein folding chaperone
Source: RefSeq, a predicted model, not a curated record
UGCCCCAGCCCAGCACCGCUCCAGCCCCUGCACAGAGCCGCGCUGCAGCACGCGCCAGGAGCACGCACCAGGAGCACGCACCAGGAGCAGAGAUGCUUUGCCGCCUGCACUUCAUGCCACCCGCGUCCAGCUCUCUGUUCCCGUGGCUGGGACCCGUCCGCACCCUUUGGCCACAUCCGGGCACCCUCUUCGCCGAGCUGGAGCGAGAGCUGCGGCUGGAGAUGGAGAGGGCUCGGGAGUUCAUGAGCAGCUUCGAGCAGCUCCUGAGCAGCGGGAGCAGCCCCAGCCGGAUCGGCAUCGCUGCGGAGCGAGCCCCGGGCACCAGCGCAGCCCUGACCCAGGGUUCCGGGGAGGGCUUCUCCGUCUGCCAGGACGUGAAGGACUUUGCUCCCGAGCAGCUGUCGGUGAAGGUGGUGGGCAGGAAGGUGGUGCUGGUGGGGCAGAAGGAGACGCAGAGCACGGAUGAGAAGGGCUCCUUCUCCUACAAGUACGAGGUGCUGAAGCGGGAGUGGGACGUGCCCGAGGAGGUGGAUGCCGAGGCGCUGACAUGCUCCCUGUCCAAGGAGGGGCAGCUCCGCAUCGAAGCCCCCAGGCUGGCCCUGCCGGCCGCCCCGGAGAGGAACGUGCCCAUCCAGAUGGGGCCAGCGGUGGCGCAGCCGACGGCCAGCGCGGACGACGGAGCCGAGCGGGCCAAGGCGUGA